AUGCCUACCACCACAGCCGAGACCCUUUCCUUCGUCAACAAAAAUGUUACAGUUGCCCCUCUCGUCCUUCUCUCCGUCGUAGACCAUUUCAAUCGGGUAGCCAAGGGCACACGGAAGCGGGUGGUCGGUGUUCUGUUGGGUCAGAACGAUGGGAAUAAUGUACGGGUGUCAAACAGCUUUGCAGUUCCGUUCGAGGAAGAUAGCGACGAUCCGUCCGUCUGGUUCUUAGAUCACAACUAUGUCGAGAACAUGAACGACAUGUUUAAGAAGGUCAACGCCCGAGAGAAGUUAAUAGGCUGGUACCACUCGGGACCCAAACUGCGCGCAUCCGACCUUCAGAUCAACGAGCUCUUCAAGCGAUACACCCCAAACCCGCUUCUAGUCAUCAUCGACGUCCAACCUAAGGAGUCUGGUGUCCCAACAGAUGCGUACUUUGCAGUAGAGGAGAUCAAAGACGACGGCACAACCACAUCCAAAACCUUUGUACACACCCCUUCCACUAUCGAAGCUGUGGAGGCGGAAGAGAUUGGCGUCGAGCACCUACUCCGAGAUAUUCGCGACGUGGCUAUCGGAACUCUAUCAACACGAAUCACAAACCAGCUGCAAUCUUUGCAAGGACUACAUCUCCGAUUACGUGAUAUCCAAGCAUACCUCCAGAAAGUUCAAGACGGUAAAUUACCAGUGAACCACGCCGUCUUAGGAAACCUCCAAGAUAUCUUCAACCUACUCCCCAACCUGUCGACACCUAAGCCUGGCGUCGAAGGAAAGGCCGGUAACGUGGGCGAACUAUCUUACGCGAUGAGCGUCAAGACGAACGACCAGCUCCUCGCCAUCUACCUCAGCAGUUUAAUCCGCGCCAUCACGGCGUUCCACGACCUGAUCGAGAACAAGAUCCAGAACCGGCAACAACAGGAAGAGAAGGAGGCGAAGGAGGAAGCUGCCGCGGCGGCAGGCAAAGACGACAAGGACAAGAAGGAAAACGGCAUUAACGGCGAUUCUACAGAGAAGGGUAACGACAAGGAAAAGAAGAAAUAG
Molecule: messenger RNA, 1035 nt
Organism: Daldinia caldariorum
Lineage: Eukaryota; Fungi; Ascomycota; Sordariomycetes; Xylariales; Hypoxylaceae
Product: maintenance of mitochondrial structure and function-domain-containing protein
Exons: 3
Coding region: 1-1035 (344 amino acids)
Biological process (GO): proteasome-mediated ubiquitin-dependent protein catabolic process
Cellular component (GO): proteasome complex; proteasome regulatory particle
Molecular function (GO): metallopeptidase activity; protein binding
Source: RefSeq, a predicted model, not a curated record